Messenger RNA from Ilex paraguariensis (yerba mate), 303 nucleotides. The record is from the annotation of a GenBank genome assembly. NCBI's taxonomy places the organism in Eukaryota, Viridiplantae, Streptophyta, Magnoliopsida, Aquifoliales, Aquifoliaceae.
AUGGAAGAUCGCAAGGAGAGGAAUGCACCAUGGCUAUCUGUGCCACAAUUUGGUGAUUGGGACCAAAAGGGUGAAGUUCCAGACUACUCCCUGGAUUUCUCAAAGAUCAGAGAAAUGAGGAAACAGAACAAGAGGGAUGUGUCAAGAGCCAGUCUGGGAAAUGAAGAAGAGCUCAUCUCCUCAACCUCUGGCAAUGGAAACACACGCCAACAUGAUGAUCAUCAUAACCCUUUCCAUCAGAACCACUCUCCAAAUACAAGGAGGAGCUUUUUCAGCUACUUCAACUGCUGUGUGAAAGCCUAA